AUGGAGACGAGAGAAGAGUAGCAAUUAAAUUUGAUUCCAGUAUCUGUUGUAAAUAACUGUGAAUAUGGUGCCGAAUCUUCUUCUUCAUUUCCUUCCAUUCCUCAUUCUUCUAGCAAAGAGAAGCAAAGAUAUGAUUCGCGAUUGAAACUUAUAGGAGAUUCGCCGAUAAAGGCAUUCUACAGAGUCAUCCGUAGCUGGGCUUCCAAAAAGUUUAUGACUGGAUGCGUCAUUUUAGUCCCUAUAGCAAUUACAUUCUAUACAACUUGGUUCAUUCACUUUGUCGAUGGAUUUUUCUCCCCAAUCUAUAAGCAUCUUGGGAUCAGCAUAUUUGGUCUUGGAUUUGUGACCUCUAUCACAUUCAUCUUCAUAGUUGGUGUGUUCAUGUCCUCAUGGUUGGGAGCAUCUGUUCUUAGUUUGGGAGAAUGGUUAAUCAAGAAAAUGCCGCUCAUUUGCUAUAUUUACUCAGCUUCCAAACAAAUAAGUACAGCAAUAUCACCGGAUCAGAAAUCGAAGGCAUUCAAAGAAAUUGGAGAAUAUGCAUUUGGCUUCAUCACUUCAACAGUUAUUCUUCAUGGGAGUUCAGCAGGUUCAGAAGAACUUAACUGUGUCUACGUACCCUCCAACCACCUUUACAUUGGAGACAUGUUCCUCAUAAGCUCCAAUGAUAUUGUAAGGCCUAACCUCUCUGUUCGAGAAGGAAUUGAAGUUGUCAACUCUGGUGGCAUGUCCGUUCCUCGGAUGUUGACCACAUUGGAUGAAUGCGUCAAUUGAAGCCAUUGAGAUUGCUGGACUCGGAAAUUCUACAACACGAGUUACAGCGGCUAGCUAAUGGCUAUAUUUCUAGUGAAUCUGUUCGUCGCUUUGUGUGCUCCAGUGCUCUUACUUCUUGGGCAAUUGUAAAGAAAAAGCUAUAAUAAUAAAUGAACUGGUAAAUGUACCAUAAAAGUCAUUGUAAUAAAAAUCAAACUGCAUUUUACUUUUU
Molecule: messenger RNA, 982 nt
Organism: Gossypium raimondii (Peruvian cotton)
Lineage: Eukaryota; Viridiplantae; Streptophyta; Magnoliopsida; Malvales; Malvaceae
Product: protein LIKE COV 3
Cellular component (GO): Golgi apparatus
Source: RefSeq, a predicted model, not a curated record